Messenger RNA from Acromyrmex echinatior (Panamanian leafcutter ant), 1711 nucleotides. RefSeq lists its product as hypothetical. Gene Ontology annotation, molecular function: calcium ion binding; clathrin binding; phosphatidylserine binding. Gene Ontology annotation, cellular component: plasma membrane; exocytic vesicle. Gene Ontology annotation, biological process: calcium-ion regulated exocytosis. The record is from RefSeq and is a predicted model, not a curated record. NCBI's taxonomy places the organism in Eukaryota, Metazoa, Arthropoda, Insecta, Hymenoptera, Formicidae.
CGCGAACAUGGCGCUGGCAAAGAUCAGAAAUUUUAUCGACAACAGUCUGAAGACGGUGUCUACGCCGUUGGAUCGUACGGUGAAUCUGGAACCGGAAAUCGGCAUUAGGAUCAUGCACUCGCCAAACGACAAGACACUAAACGUCACAGUUCUUGGUGCCAGACACUUGCCACAGAACUUCGGCUUCACCAGAGUCAAUAGCUAUGUUGUAAAGGUGAAGUUGAUUCCUGGAAAAGAUAAGUUCGAAACCACGUCAAGGAAUGAAUCCUGGCCACAGUGGAAUGAAGAAUUCGUUUUUCCCUUGCGCAAAGAAACCAAGCAAAAGUUUGGCAAAUCAAAAGUUGUGGAAGAGGAAAUUAAUGGAUCUAGAUUUAUCGUCGCGACUCUUUACGCAAUUCUUGAGGACAAACCUUUGAUAGCAACUGAAAAGAAAGAAUCAGAGAAAACGUCGCCUACUAAAGAAGCACCAAAGAAAGGUGGCAAAAAGAAGGAAGGUCAAAGUACUUCUUCCGAUAAUCAGGAAUCUACCAAAAAUAAACUUCUCAGCCAGUUCUUUGGCAAAAAUUCCGACAAGCUCGCAGAAUCUACAGCUACAGAGAGAAGAGCCUACGACAAGAGACGUACUGUUGGCGCGACGACAAUUCCACUUGAUCCAAAGAACUUUGUUUGCAAACCACCAAAAUCGAAACAUACCAGUGACGUAUCUACAGGAGAUCUAUGGAAACCAUUACGACCGAUCGCCAGUGGUAUCUCAGGUGCCGAGGAAAGAAAAGAAAACAAAAAAGGCCAAGUCGAAUUGUCUUUAUGUCUAUCGAAAGGCGAGAAAGAUGAAGAUAGUGGCGGGCAAUUGAUAUUGUCUCUAAAUCGUCUGAGAUGUUCGCUUCAGACGAUGCAUGAGCAUGAAGGUUUAAAAGGACAAAUGUAUCUGAAGAUGUCGGUUGUCGACAGCGGUCGAAUAACACACUUUUGGAAGAGCGAUCGAUUUACACCAACGGUGUCCAUGAAAUUCUCACCUGAGACGGCGAGAGUUGUCGCCGACAAUCCGUACAAAGGAGCGCUCAAUGACGUGAGCUUCGUUAUAAAGUUUGUCUCGAAGAAUAAAAUGGGCAAGAAAACUCCUGUGGGUCACUUUGUGAUCGGACCUGAUGUUGGUGGAGCUUAUGGCGAACAAUGGAAGCAAGCUUUAGCGAAACCGGGGCAACAGAUAACGAAGUGGCAAGCAUUUGAAUAAAAAUAAAACACACACGAGGAAUCGGUAACUUAUUCAACAUUACGAAAACUACAGCCGUUAAAUGUACGACGUACUUUCCUGUUAGCUAUCUAGAGACAACGAAAAUGAGAUCACUAUUCGCGAGUACGCUAUACAUAUUUACGACACCGAUCGAUAAGGCUAUUCCAAAGAAUAUCAUAGAAACAUAUACGAGUGCACACGUUUACGUGAAUCUUUCUUGCUGCACACACAGAUGUCUACGAUUUACUGUUGAUUUUAGGAAAAAAUUACGUGAUUUCAUAAAAGAAAAUUGGUUUUAAAUUAAUUUAGUUGUAAUUUUCGAUUGCAUAUAUUCUGUAUAUACAAAACUUUUGCCAACUUUAACCGUCCUUGAUUUUACGAAGGAAAGAGCUCUUUCUAACCAUAAUCCGAUGUAAUGUAACCGUCCGUAAAGUAAGAACUAAGCAUAUAUAUGUAGUUAAAAUGGAUAAUUAUAACAAA